Messenger RNA from Rhodofomes roseus, 580 nucleotides. RefSeq lists its product as uncharacterized. The record is from RefSeq and is a predicted model, not a curated record. Bases 150 to 557 code for a protein of 135 amino acids. NCBI's taxonomy places the organism in Eukaryota, Fungi, Basidiomycota, Agaricomycetes, Polyporales, Fomitopsidaceae. The transcript has 3 exons.
AUAUAUAAGGAGGGCCCUUCCGUCUGUCUUCUCCAGCUCACUUCUCCUUCUCGAGCUCACCCUCAAACAGUGGUACUGGCUACCCUGCUUUUUGACGACCCACAUUCCUUGCACCUCACGCUCUUCGACGACAAACCCAGCAUCCCGCGAUGCGCUUCUCCACCAUCCUCGCAGUCUUGUUCGCCGCCGCCCCGGCACUGGCGCUGCCCACGGACGCAUUUUCCAGGCGCACCGUCGACUCAGACUCGUCCGAGAUCUACGCCCGCGACCCGCCCCGGCCCCGCCCCGGCUACCCCAGGCCUGUACCUCCGCCGAAGCCCAUGCCCACCGGUCCCCCGCCCCCGCCCCCACCUAGCCACGGUGGCCGCCGCACCAGGCGUAGCCUCGACGAGCUCGUCGACGCGCUGCUCGCGCGCGAGGACGAGGGGGACCUCUGGGCGCGCGACCCGUCGACGUCCCAGCCCAGUCCCCGGUAUGACAACCCAUACUACACGCCGCCGCCUCCGCCGAUCAGCACCUCCAGGAAAGCCAGACUUUGGGCCCUUCACGCUCAGUGAGGCUGACAGUGCGACCCUGUACA